AUGAACAUAAAGACGAAUCUUAAGACAACUCUAGGAGGUCUUAACAACUUCAUGUCAAGCACCUUGGUGGGAAUACUAGAGUGCGACAGUAUCAUAAAAGAAGCGACUUCAAUUUAUGUGAGCUUUCGAUUGCAACUGUCUGAGAGUUUAUCGUGCAAAGGAAAUAGUACCUCCUGUCGAAAAUUUAAUUUUGUAGAAGAGUGGAAUAAAUACCAAAACUUGACAGUGAUAGUAUGGCUUUCCAAUAACCCAGACCUCAGCUCCAUAGGAAAGUUAUGGUCAUAUCUUACCAGAAGAGUAAAGACGAGGGUUUGA
Messenger RNA from Phycomyces blakesleeanus NRRL 1555(-), 315 nucleotides. RefSeq lists its product as hypothetical. Bases 1 to 315 code for a protein of 104 amino acids. The record is from RefSeq and is a predicted model, not a curated record. NCBI's taxonomy places the organism in Eukaryota, Fungi, Mucoromycota, Mucoromycetes, Mucorales, Phycomycetaceae. The transcript is spliced from 3 exons.